Messenger RNA from Siniperca chuatsi (mandarin fish), 1848 nucleotides. RefSeq lists its product as uncharacterized. Bases 181 to 1083 code for a protein of 300 amino acids. The transcript is spliced from 2 exons. The record is from RefSeq and is a predicted model, not a curated record. NCBI's taxonomy places the organism in Eukaryota, Metazoa, Chordata, Actinopteri, Centrarchiformes, Sinipercidae.
UAAGGAGCGUGGGAGGAGAGACUCUGACCCUGCCGGCAGCGGAGAGACAAACAGGAGCUCGGAGAGAAAUUUAACAUUUGUCCAUCCAGCAGCUGAGAAGCCGACUUCUCUUCACUGCCAGCACAGAGCCGGAGUCUGGAGAUCAGCCGAGAGCGCCUCGGGAAACUUCAACACAGCAAAAUGGGUUCGGCUUUGAGUGAAGAGGAGCGGAGAGAGCGCAUUCGAGCAGAUGUGAAGAAAUUUAAAGAGUGCCCAGAUGUGAAGGUGAAUCGAGCCAUCGUGAAGUUCUGCAGCACUUCUUCAAGCAACCUCCAGCAGCACCUCAGCAAGAGGAAACAGAAAAGCUACCCCACCGCAGACUGGCUUAAGAAACUUGCAGAGAAGCUUGCCAAUCUGUCUCCGGAUCCUAAACUGGCGGGCCUCGGAGCGCUGGCCGUCGCCGUCUUCAUCGACAUCGUUUCAGCCACUUCCUCUUCUGAGAGCACGAAGGACGCCCUGCGCUGCGUGUUUGCCGAGGAGAAGGCCUCCGAGGUCUGGGAUCAGAUCGACGAGUGCCUGAAGAGAUGCGUGAUGAACAUCGACGACGACGCCGAGCUGGUGAGCGACAUCAAGCGGAUCGAGUGCCAGCUGAGCGUCGCCCUCACCAAGCUGAAGAACUCCAUGGUGAGGGACGGGCACAUGUCGUCUCAGGCUCUGAAGGCCUGGGUGAACGGGGCGGCCUUCCACAUCCAGAUGCUGAUUCACCUGGUGAGGCUCGGAGGGAUUCAAACCUGCGACCCUGUAGAGAGACUCCUCCCUGCUUACCUGAGCGACCUGGACCUGCUGUUCAGAAAGCACAAGGCGGCAGUGGAGAGGAAGUGCUGGCUGGACUACGACAUCCUCCAAGACGAUCCUUGUCCCUACUUUGUGUCUGAAGAGGGAGAAGCGUAUUACAUCAUAUACUUAGAAUUUGAGGAAUACUUUGAGGCUUAUUAUGAGGUACAUUACAUCAGCCAGAUGUAUGAGAUUAAGAAGUACUUCAGGAAGGUCAGAGAUGAUCUGCCAGAGCUGGCCAGUCAGGUGGGCCAUCUCAGUGUCUACUGAGAGGAAAAGCACCAUUCACAGUUUCGUAAAACAGCUGCUCGUCUGAUCUCCUUUCAAGACGCUAGUUAGCCAGCUAACGGAGAUCAUCAUCGCUGACGUCCGUCCACAAUAAACCUCCAUGAAUCCACUUAGACGCCAGAGAAGAAAGCGGCUGCAGAACCUGCCUGAGAAUCCUGCUGUUUCUAAGUUUCCUUCAGUCUCACAGUGAUCCAGUGUUUGACUACAUGUGGACAGAUUCAGGCUGAACAAACGGGGCUGUAAAGUGAACAGCAUUUGAUGAGGUAACUGUGGCUGUAGUUAUUCCACAGGAUUAAAAUCAUUAACCAUGACAGGUAAUGUUAAAAUCGCCCCACCUCCACUGGAGAGCUAUGUGCCUCUAGAUAACGUAAUUUAAUGGCUGUUAAUUGUAUUAGUCCUCUCAGCUCCUCUGUUCACUAUUUCCAUAAACUGCACUACUUUAUAUUCAUUGCACUGCUGUUCUGCCCGGUCCAGUUCAUUACUGUACAUAUCCAUCAGUAUACCUCUGUUUAUAGUAAUGCCAUCUGUAUAUAAUAUAAUAUUUUCAUAAUACUGCUCUAUCCUGCAUUUAUGCCCACACUUUAUAUCCUGCACUUGCUUAUUGGACCUGAACUGCAUUUCGUUGCCUUGUACUUGCACAUGUGUAAUGACAAUAAAGUUGAAUCUAAUCUGUAGUGACUCAGCAUCUGCAGACCUUCUAUUUCAAAUAAUACGCUCACGGUAGUUAAACAAGACGCUGUGGUCACA